AUGUUGCUCCUUGCCCUCUGGAUCGGGGCGGCUAUUGCCCAAGAUGCCAUCACCAGCGAUCAAUGGCUCAUCACACUCAACACUUCAAUCUUUUGGCCAACGUCCACGGAUUACUUCUAUGGUCCCACAACCGGACCUAGCGCAUCCGCCGUGACCUGCAAUGCCGCUUGGGUUGAGUAUGCGCGGCGGUCUACCGAGCUGCGGUCUUUAGGGCCCACGGCCACAAGCCCUUCAUUAGUGUCGUAUAUGACGAGCGAAGGAGCCUGUCGAACUUCAGUUUCACCCGAGGCGUGGUCGAAUACCCAUUCUGGUCCUCUUACCACCCUCUGCGAUGGCGCGCCUCGUGCAUUGGGACCCAGGGAAAUAGUGACAGCGUACUAUCCCGGCACUGGUCCAUGCGCCAGUAGUUACAUAACUAACACUUACACUGAGACCUUCUACCGUGAACCGUCGGUCACUCCAGACUGCACUCUGGAGACGACUGACUGUGUUUCAAUCUGGCAGACAUACUCGAGCAUUUCCAGUUCCUGGCGGGAUUCCGUAGUCACGCCCACACCCGGUGACACCAACAGUCCGAUCCCACCAUUUGACUGUCCAACACCCGCUCGCACGUAUCCAGAAGAAAACCCUUGCUCCAACUGCCACUUUCUUCCUGGAACAGCAACUCUCUUCUACUGGCCCGUCACUACCGCAGCUGGUGAUCUCUGUCUGCAGAACGGAACCACCGUCCCUGCCUCGGGUCCCAGCACCGCCAUUGUGAACGGAGAGACUUUCAUCUCACCCACUGUUUACCUGUCGUUCACGUCUAUCUACGCUUGGAGCAACCGCCGCGCUCAUCCGGGAAGCCAAUGCGGCGUGGACCACAGCAACACCAUCGUUUCCCUGCACCCCUCCACUCUUACGUCGAUGCGCAACCACCGGAACGCGAAAUACCCAAUUAUAGGAACCGCGUAUCCUUUCAAUUUUGCUGAGUUCAUGCCACAUGAAAUUGGAAACUAUACUCAGUCAUUGAUCCCAUGGCCGCAGUACCGCGGUGGCCAGCAAUGCCCGAUUCCGGACGGCAAUACCUGUACCAUGAUUCGGGACGACUAUAUGCCUUGGCUGAUGAUUCCUGAGGAAGUAAGAGAUAUUGACCCAGGGUGGAGUGUUUGCGAUAACGACUGGUAUAUCCCGCCUGUUACAAUGGUUGCGCUUGAUAAGCCAGAGAUAACCAUCACGCCGGCUCCGGAAGCAAGCGAGUUUAGGCUGGAUGCUGCGGCGGCGCCGAAGGAGGGACUCGCGGCGACAACUCCGGAGCCUACUAGGGGUUGGUAAAAGUUCAGUCGCGCUUGUUCGAACGUUCCGAACAAGACAUUCGCGCGACCACGUCGAAGAAAAAUCUGCUUGUUGACUUGCAUAAGAAUUAGCUUCGCUGCAACUAACUUAAGCUCGCCUGGCGAGAUGUUAAUGCUGAUAUUGAUAUUCUUUUCAUGUCACUUUGUUCCAGAGUUUCUUCUUUCUCCCAGAAUAGCUGUAAAGACGGACUCCGAACGGUCCAAACAUCUCAUUAUUUGCACCCA
Aspergillus nidulans FGSC A4 is the source of this 1559-nucleotide messenger RNA. RefSeq lists its product as uncharacterized. Lineage: Eukaryota; Fungi; Ascomycota; Eurotiomycetes; Eurotiales; Aspergillaceae. The record is from RefSeq and is a predicted model, not a curated record. The transcript has 2 exons. The coding region runs from base 1 to 1314 and encodes 437 amino acids.